AUGAAUCGCGAAUCGCCGGACUCCUCAGCUUGGGAGCUUGGGAGACCCUGCCGCGGAGUGGAGGGUGAAGAACCUCACUGUCCGGUGUAUAUCGCAGCCCGAUACCCAGGAACACCUCCUAGCCACGAUGAGACGAAAGAUAUUGCGGACAGUGGAAGUUCUAAGCACUCGCUGGAGGUUCCACGAGUUCACUUCCAGAAGUCGCGAUUUCAGUGUUCGUCAUUUGAUUACAGUUCUCAGGCUACUACUCGUCCAGCCACAGGUUCUGAAGCGAUCGUCAUGGAAGGAUAUGAUGUCCGUCGUUUGACCUUGGAAGUGCCUUCUGAUAAAGAUGGGAAAUUCUUAAUGGCCGUUGGCAUGUUCUUCCGGCCACAAUGCCUGGAAUAUCCUCAACUGCAGCACCUCAUAAUGAUUCAAACAUCAGCGCUCGGUCAACGAUCACUGGGGGUCGUCAUCGGACUCGCUAAGAUGAGAAGGUGCUAUGUAUUCAAGGACGUCUAUGACACCGGAGAACUGUGUCUUGAAAAAGGUGCCAAUAGAGGAGCUGAUGGUCGGAAUUCUCGUAAACACGAGUUUGGCCAUGAACGUCGAUCCACAUGA
Messenger RNA from Angiostrongylus costaricensis, 600 nucleotides. NCBI's taxonomy places the organism in Eukaryota, Metazoa, Nematoda, Chromadorea, Rhabditida, Metastrongylidae. The record is from the annotation of a GenBank genome assembly.